CAAAAAGAAAAAAACCAUACACAAGCAAUAGAUGAUUGUCUAUAAGUAGUGAGAUAAGGAGACAAUGAAACAUGAACUACUGCUAUUACAUAACAAAGAGAAGAUGGAGAAUAGUAAUUCCUAUGAAUAUAGUAGGAAGGUAAUGAAGGAUGUCUCUCUUAAGGAGCUUAGAGAUAGGCUUGCAGAAUUUGCCAGAGUUAGAGGUUGGGAUCAGUAUCACAGUCCUAGGAACCUUCUUCUCGCUUUGGUUGGAGAAGUGGGAGAGCUAUCAGAGAUAUUCCAGUGGAAAGGGGAAGUUGAAAGAGGACUACCUAAUUGGACAUCAGAUGAUAAGGAACAUUUGGAGGAGGAACUGUCUGAUGUUUUGCUAUAUCUAGUUCAGCUUGCUGAUGUUUGUGGACUUGAUUUAGGUCAAGCAGCUCUUACCAAGAUUCUCAAGAAUGCUCAAAAAUACCCUGUUACUAAACCUACUUAAUUCUCACAAAUACAAAUUUUAAUUUAUUGCCAAUUGUUGUAGGCAUCUUAGAAGGAACUUUGGAGCAGUGAUAAAGUUAUUUCCGUCGUAACCUAUAUGUCACAGGUUCGAGUCGUGGAAUUAGCCAUUAAUACUUGCAUUAGGGUAAACUGCCUAUAUUACAUCUCUUGAGGUGCGGCCUUUUCCAGCCCUGUGUGACUGUCGGAUUCUUUGUGGAGCAGGUUGUUCUUUUUAUUGGUUGUGUAUCUUAAUUAAGCUAGUGUCAUAUGUUUCUUUCUUGUGGGGUUUUCCCUUUUUGUUCUAGUUUCUCCUUUUUCCUUAUGUAUGAGGUAUCUUUGAGAGUUUGAAGGCAAGCGAACGAGAACGUGUUUGUAUAAGAACUUACGUUUUAUUUAUAGCUUGAAUAUGGUGUAUU
Nicotiana tabacum (common tobacco) is the source of this 890-nucleotide messenger RNA. RefSeq lists its product as uncharacterized. The record is from RefSeq and is a predicted model, not a curated record. Gene Ontology annotation, biological process: nucleoside triphosphate catabolic process. Lineage: Eukaryota; Viridiplantae; Streptophyta; Magnoliopsida; Solanales; Solanaceae. Gene Ontology annotation, molecular function: nucleoside triphosphate diphosphatase activity.